Mobula hypostoma (lesser devil ray) is the source of this 1762-nucleotide messenger RNA. Its product is annotated as myelin and lymphocyte protein-like. Lineage: Eukaryota; Metazoa; Chordata; Chondrichthyes; Myliobatiformes; Myliobatidae. Gene Ontology annotation, molecular function: structural constituent of myelin sheath. The transcript is spliced from 4 exons. Gene Ontology annotation, cellular component: membrane. Gene Ontology annotation, biological process: myelination. Bases 88 to 561 code for a protein of 157 amino acids. The record is from RefSeq and is a predicted model, not a curated record.
UUUUGCUGUGCCAUGGUUGCUGACUGUUGCAGGCGAUAGCAAAGUACUUGGUUUAUAACAAGUUUUUUUUGUGUAGGAUAAAAUACUAUGGCAUCACCAGAGACCAGCAAUGCUAGUGCUCCGUCUGAUUCAAUUAUUCCUUCAGGGGUAAAAUUACUCACCAGCAUCCCUGAUCUUCUCAUGUUACCUGAACUUGUCUUUGGUGGGCUCGUCUGGAUUCUUGUGGCUUCCACUAAUGUUCACGAUAAAGACAGUCUUGGCUGGGUGAUAUUUGUUUCUAUCCUCCUGUUCACGCUGACACUGCUGCUACUGGUAUGCUACUUCACUGGGUUGCCCAAAAAUUCAACAGCAUGGUGCUUCUUGGAUGCUGCCUACCAUGGGAUUUCAUCUGUUUUCUACCUCAGUGCUGCAGUCCUGCAGGCUAAUACUGCCGUACGUGUGGUGGACAAAUCUGGAUCCAUAUACAAAAUUGAUAUUGCAUCCACGGUAUUUGCGUUUGCAGCCACUGUGCUCUAUGUGGUUCAUGCAGUGUUUUCAUUCAGCAGAUGGAAAACAGUUUAACACUGUUCAUGGCCACGGUAGCUGGAAGUACAUAGAAUCCUAGAAUAACACAGCACAUACAUAGAUUCUUCAGUCUUCCCAGUCCUUGCCAACCAGCAAGCCUCCACUUACUCUAAUCCUACCUUAUUGUGUGUCAGAUUCUACCACUCUGCUAGAGCAACAUACAGUGCAUUGGCCUAUUUUCCCAUCAAUACUGUAUGUUGAAUCAGUGGAAGACAAUCAGUAUGCCAGAAGCUGACUCAUCUCUCAAUUUACAGCACUUGACUUGAGGGUGAUGAAGUGUAAUUGCAUUACAAUUUCCUGUGCAAUUUCAAUCCUUGUAUGAAAUACAGGAAGCCGUUCGCCCCAUUAAGUCUGUGAUGGCCCACGUAGUCCUGUCAAUGCUGUUUCCCCAUAGAUUCAAACAGCAAGGAAAUAGGUUCUUGAGUCUACCAUAAGACAUAGGAGCAGAAUUAGGCCAUAUGGCCCAUCAAGGCUGCUCUGCCAUUUUGUCAUGGCUGAUCCAUUUCCCUCUCAUCCCAGUCAUCUGCCUUCUCCCCAAAUCCCACCAUGCCCUGACUAAUCAAGAAUCUAUCAACCUCUGCCUUAAACAUACCCAAUGACUUGGCCUCCGCAGCCACCUGUGGCAACAAAUUCCACAGAUGCACUACUCUCUGUCUAAAGAAAUUCCUCCUCAUCUCUGUUCUAAAUGGAUGACCCUCUUGUCUGAGACUGCAUUCUCUCGUCUUAGACUCCCCCCACCAUAGGAAACAUCCUCUCCACAUCCAGGAUGUAUCCUAUGGCGUGGAAAUCUAAGACCAGAUGGUUGGUGGUUGUCACUCUCUGUGACAACCAUCAAAUACACAUUGACCCCAGUUCUCCACUGAUUCUCCCCACUUUCCCAUCAGCUCCCCCAGAUUUGAUCUCUCACCUAUAUCUAGGAUGAUCUUGCAAUGGGCAGAUGACCUAGCACUCCACACACCACUGCGACAUGGAAGACAAAUGGAGUAUCUGGUGCAAAUCCACAUAGUCACACAGAGAUCAUAAAAACUCCACACAGGGAGUCCAGGAGGUUCAGUUUGAACUGAAGUCAGCAGAACUGUGAGGUAGCACAAUGCCUCCAACAAUACAUUCUUACACAUCCUACUCAGACUGUUUCUGACCAGUGUGGAGAGCUCCAAGGCAACUAGAAGUAAAAAAAUAAACAUGGCCCGGCAUCUCA